Verruconis gallopava is the source of this 1524-nucleotide messenger RNA. RefSeq lists its product as uncharacterized. Lineage: Eukaryota; Fungi; Ascomycota; Dothideomycetes; Venturiales; Sympoventuriaceae. Gene Ontology annotation, molecular function: DNA binding; zinc ion binding. Gene Ontology annotation, biological process: DNA-templated transcription. The coding region runs from base 1 to 1524 and encodes 507 amino acids. The transcript has 3 exons. The record is from RefSeq and is a predicted model, not a curated record.
AUGUUCGACCUGGGAGUUGAGAUGGACAGCCUUGCGAUUGCGCAAGGUUCCCUGCUACUCACAUACUACACUCCACUUGAGGAUCCAAGGGCUCAUUCGUACUGGCUUAGCAUCGCAAUCCAACACUCCAAGCUGGUUCAUGCGCACGACUAUCGAACUUAUGCUCAAUUUCCCGCGGAGCGUACAGUACCUCUGAAGAGAUUAUGGUGGUGCUGCAUUGUCCGCGACAGGAGUCUGUCACUUGGUCUCCGUCGUCCACUGCAGAUCUCGAAAGCUGCAGUAGAUCCCAUGCCCCCACCUCUUUCUGAACAAGAUAUUGCAGCUGAGAUGUCAAAUUCUCGAAUCUAUAGUACAGCAUCGAAACAGGAUCUGCUGCAAACCUUCAAUAAAUUGUGCAUGCUGUCAAUAUAUCUAACGGAUGCCAUAGAGAUAAUGUAUCCUACAUGGGAAGCAUGUUCGUCAACAUUACCAUCAAAGGUGUCUUUUGAACAGAAAAAGCAACGUUUAUUGGAGGCAGAGAGCCAGCUAGAUGAAUGGUACAAUGAAUCGCGCAAAACAGAACUUGCAGUGUCCCCUGGAGACUCUGCUGCUGUCAGUCUGCUCGUGCUUCAAAAUCUAGGAUACAUGUAUUACUAUGCUGCGAAAGCAUCGAUUCAUAGCAAGGUGAUCUUGGAAUCGAUCCUUGACACACGUAUUGCUACCAACGGAGUGACCUGUCGAUUAGAGAGCAACAUAAAGCUCGAACAAGCUGUAAAUGGCAUGACAUUGAUCUUGAUUGAUUUACUGCAAGCAAAAGCCAUCAAUUAUUUACCUGCUGCUGCCGUUGCACUUGCAUCCCUACCCCUCGCAUGGCACGUUGUUGGCAGCAGACUUGCACCAAAGUCUCGAGAUUCGGAAACACUUGAGAAAGGAGUAACUGCCUACAAUAAGAUGAUGAGAAUUUGGCAAGUGAUGUAUGAGGGGACCGACAGGGUCCUCGAAACGAUAACAGAGCUGGUCCAACAGAUUGAGCUGGAGAACUCUAUAUUGAGCAUUCACCGCACCCCAAUUCAACUAUUCAAUUCAAAAAAUCGAGAAGCCAAUUCAUGGGCCAAGAUUCUGCUCCUUCAGCCUGAGUCUUAUAGUCGAGUCAUCCUCGGUCUUGACAUCUCGCUAUCUCUUGGGAGGAAAAUCUGCCGCGAAGACCUCCCCGCUUUAUUGCAACCUCUAGAACAUAAAAAUGUGACGAAUCUCAUGAGUUUGUCCUUAACAGCGCCAGAUUUACAGAAUUACUCAAACUCGCAGCAAGAGGUUAAGCACAUUGGGGCCAUUGACUCGAAUUACUCAGAAUCAGCAACAUGCCCGUUGGAGGGCGAGAAUAUCGCCGAGAAACUAGACGAUGAGGUGGAGUCUGAAUUUAGAGGUCCUUGGACAGUGAACUCCAUUGAGGACAGGCAGGUGCCACGCAAAACAGAAGACGACAUUUUUGAGAAACUUUUGCAAGGGUAUGCAGAAGCAAGUCCUUUUUCCCCAAUCUUUACGUGA